UUUCUCGAUGCUCGAGGUUGGAGAGUAAUGGCGGCGUGCCGGGGUUCCUCGUCGAAAUGGUUUUUCACCCGGGAGCAACUCGAAACCACGCCGUCCCGCCGAUGUGGAGUAGAACCGGACCGGGAACUCUCCUACCGGCAGCAAGCGGCGAAUCUGAUCCAAGAUAUGGGUCAGAGACUGAACGUCUCUCAAUUAACAAUUAACACAGCCAUUGUUUACAUGCAUAGAUUUUAUAUGCACCACUCUUUCACCAAAUUCCACAGGAAUAUAAUUUCUCCAACCACCUUAUUCUUGGCUGCAAAAGUGGAAGAGCAACCUCGGAAACUCGAACAUGUGAUCAAAGUUGCACAUGCUUGUCUAAAUCCACAAGAACCACCUCUAGACACAAAGAGUAAUGCAUACCUCCAGCAAGCUCAAGAGCUGGUGAUACUUGAAUCCAUAGUGCUGCAGACCCUGGGCUUUGAAAUUACUAUUGAUCACCCACACACUGAUGUGGUGAAAUGUUCCCAGCUAGUGCGAGCAAGCAAGGAUCUGGCACAGACUUCCUAUUUCAUGGCUACCAACAGUCUACACCUCACUACCUUCUGCCUCCAGUACAAGCCCACAGUGAUCUCCUGCGUGUGCAUCCACCUGGCAUGUAAGUGGUCUAACUGGGAGAUCCCAGUUUCCACUGAUGGGAAACACUGGUGGGAGUAUGUGGACAACACUGUCACCCUCGAGCUGCUUGAUGAGUUGACCCACGAGUUUCUGCAGAUCCUGGAGAAGACACCCAGCCGGUUAAAGAGGAUACGCAACUGGAGGGCAACACAAGCUGCUAAAAAGCCCAAGGGUGACAGCACUCAGUUGACUGACAACUCCUUUGUGGGGCCAUCCAUGCUCCAAGAUCAAAGUGACGCCUCCUCCAAUCCAAGUUUUUCCAAAGCUGGCGCUGCCUUCACCGUGCCCAUGCCGGGCCAGUCUGGAGCUGCACCCCUGUCUCUGGAUGCCUUGGCUGGCACAUACAAUCCAGGUAGCCACAGUGAGUGGCCCCUGGGCAGCCAGAGCCAAGCAGGCUACCCUUCCGCCUGUAUAAAACAGGAACCCCUCAGCAUCCCUCUCCAAGAGCCCACACUGUCCUUGCAGACUUCCACUUCCUCUUUGCUUCAGCAUCCGCCGGUGUACAGGAGCGAGAAAACACUAGACUUCAUCCCUGUCAAACAGGAACAUAAAGGAGCUGGUGGGAGCGGAGUGGGCAAGCAUCAGCCACCACCACAACCGUCACCUGCUCAGAAGCUCACUCUGGACAAAUACAGAGAGAAACACGCUGCAGAGCUGGCUGUCUCUGGGCAGAAACGUAGUCAGGAACAGCAUGGAGGACUAAUGGAUUGUGAUGGGAGGGGGGAUAUGUUAUCUUCCUCCUCUUCUACCUAUGCACCAUCCUCUACUAACCAAGACCAUAGAAAACAUUCACAGACCCACCAAACAUCCCAUGGUGGGGGUGGCAGCACUACUGCCUCCCCAAUGAAAAUUAAAGUCCCCUCCUCGUCAACUUCAGGGCAAGAUAGACGUCAUCACAGUGACAAACGGGACAAAGGCUCACUUAAAGUCCGCCUGGCUGUUCCUGGGUCUGGCAGCAGCUCCCAGCUCGAUAAAAGUGGCCAACCAAGCAAAGAUGAGCUUAAGAUGAAGAUAAAAGUCUCAUCAUCAGAUCGCCACAGCUCAUCAGAUGAAGGCAUGGCGGCCAACAACAACAAGAGUAAACAUUCCAGCCCUCUGGUGAGCAAGGACAAACAUCGUGGAGCAGAUCACAACCUCCAUCGCCACCACAAGCACAGUCACCCUCAUCCACACACACACAGCGGGAAUGGCGGGGGAGGCUUGCUACGGGGUCCUCCAGGACUGGUCAGCAUGGAAGGGACCACGCUUGCUCCUCCGGGAUCCACCUCAUCUUCAUCCUCGUCGCGCAAGAGGGCGUACCCCGAGGCCAGCCACAACCACCACCCUUCCUCCUCAUUCUCCACUUCUUGCUCCAAAGUGGGCAAAAUCUCCAAGGGUGGCACUGGUGCUGCAGGUGGGCUGCGGACCUCUCAGCAGUACCCGCCUCCUACUAGUGAAUCGCCACAUGAAUUGGGAGAGCAGAGACACUGAGUCCACCUCUCUGCAGCCAUGGCCAGCACAUGGAAAUGGCAACAAACUACCCACAGCUCAGACUUUGAAGACUAUGCUCACCUCCCUGUUAAGUGCCCUAGGAAAAUAACUCUUUAUGUCAUAAUAAACCCUUUACUGAAAGGCAGAAAAAUCUAUCUGCAAAAAAAAGAAAAAAGUAUUGUCGGACUUCUCAAUUUCUGAGAGACAAGAAUGAUGAAAAAUUAUGCUUCCUGACUGUCGGAUAUCUGGGCUGUGAUGCUCAGUCCUGUCUUUCUGUUAGUGUGUUGAAUUGCUGCUUGGUUCUCCUUCCUCCUCACAUGAGUUUCGGAAUGUGCAAAAGUGGGUGUGAGUGUGUUUUCAUUGGGGGGAAGUCCUUCCCUACAUUUCAAUUCUCCAUACAGGAAAACUAAAGUAUUAUAAUUACUGUUAGCGGCAUGGAAGGUGCACUUUCUUCAUUUUCUUUCUCUAUUUUUUUUUUUUUUUUUUUUUUUUU
This is a messenger RNA of Epinephelus fuscoguttatus (brown-marbled grouper), 2620 nucleotides long. RefSeq names its product cyclin T2a (gene ccnt2a). Gene Ontology annotation, biological process: regulation of transcription by RNA polymerase II; positive regulation of DNA-templated transcription, elongation. NCBI's taxonomy places the organism in Eukaryota, Metazoa, Chordata, Actinopteri, Perciformes, Serranidae. The transcript is spliced from 10 exons. Gene Ontology annotation, cellular component: nucleus; cyclin/CDK positive transcription elongation factor complex. Gene Ontology annotation, molecular function: cyclin-dependent protein serine/threonine kinase activator activity. The coding region runs from base 28 to 2127 and encodes 699 amino acids. The record is from RefSeq and is a predicted model, not a curated record.